AUGAGCAGCCCACGCAGAAGGAUCGAGACAGAUAUGCUUAUGUCCGACUACGAGGUGACUCUAGUCAAUGACAAUAAAUUCUACGUCCGAUUCAAGGGUCCCGCUGAGACACCAUUCGAGAAUGGCAUUUGGAAGGUCCACGUCGAACUUCCCGAUCAAUACCCGUACAAGUCACCUAGUAUCGGCUUCGUCAACCGUAUCUUCCACCCGAAUAUCGAUGAGCUGUCCGGUUCGGUUUGUUUAGACGUCAUCAACCAGACAUGGUCCCCCAUGUUUGACAUGAUCAACAUCUUCGAGGUCUUCCUCCCACAGCUCCUAAGAUACCCCAACCCUGCCGAUCCUCUCAACGGAGAAGCAGCUGCGCUCUUGAUGCGCGAGCCAAAGAGCUACGAUGCCAAGGUCAAGGAGUACGUUCAGAAGUAUGCCAGCAAGGAUGCCGCCGACGAGGCCGGAGCCGAGAGCGAAGACGACGACGAUAUGUCCUCGGUUGCAAGUUUCGGAGAAGACGAUGAACCCGCAGGCCAAAUGGACGACGUAUAGGUAGCUAGCCCAUCGACGUCGGAUUAGUUGUGCCUUUCACGCAUCCCCAAUCAACUAAUAGCAUACAUACAAUCUGUUCUUUGGAUUACGGAGUAAUGAGUAAUAUGAUUUUCUUCUGGUGGUUACGGAUGGCAUUUGGUGUCGCUGCAUGGAAUUUGCAAUUUGCAUAAAGAAUCGAGCCGGAUACUGGAAUUCCCACAUCGUCAAACGGCUAGCAUUGACUUCGUUUUAUAUUUG
Molecule: messenger RNA, 777 nt
Organism: Annulohypoxylon truncatum
Lineage: Eukaryota; Fungi; Ascomycota; Sordariomycetes; Xylariales; Hypoxylaceae
Product: ubiquitin-conjugating enzyme h
Exons: 7
Coding region: 1-540 (179 amino acids)
Biological process (GO): ubiquitin-dependent protein catabolic process; protein polyubiquitination
Cellular component (GO): nucleus
Molecular function (GO): ubiquitin conjugating enzyme activity
Source: RefSeq, a predicted model, not a curated record